This is a messenger RNA of Pelobates cultripes (western spadefoot toad), 33172 nucleotides long. The record is from the annotation of a GenBank genome assembly. NCBI's taxonomy places the organism in Eukaryota, Metazoa, Chordata, Amphibia, Anura, Pelobatidae.
CCUGCACAAUACAGAUCUAUGUGUGUUACAGUCCUCCCCCCACCUCCCAAUUGUUUAGAAUAACUACUAAGCAAAGUGGCAGAGUAGGUACAGUGAAACGGCUGACAUCACUGAAAUUCUGUUCUGCUCCACAGCAGUUCAUUCGGUAAAGGUAGUGGACAUCAUUCAUUGGACAAGAGGAGUUCAGAGGAGGAUAGGUCCACAGAAAGCGGCUGUUAAGCAUCAGUUAUUGUUGAACUUCUCUGUGAGUCUAUUCUGAAACCAGGUGACAGCAAGAGAUGGUAAGUAAUAAUUACUAUUAUAAUCUGAUUAUGUCUACAUUUUCAACACCCAAGUAUUGAUCAUCAUUAUAAAAACACAGUGCUCAAAAGUCUGCAUUUAUUUUAUUGAUCAUUCUUUUAAAUAAUAUUUUUUUUAUAAGUGUGUGAAAUAAAAUGUCUUCUUUUUAAGAAAUACAAUAUUUUAAUAUUGCAAUGUUCUCAAUACGCUUCAUAAAUCAAUUUUAAGAUAUUUUAGAGCGUUAAUCAGAACUGCAGAUGUUUUGACAUUUGGUUUGACACACACAUACACACACACACACACACACACACACAGGUGUAUAAUGACACAGAUCAUGACUUGUCUUAUGAAACCAUAUAGUGUCAUGAUAACUUGUCAAAAGAGGUUAUUCUAAAAAAGCGUGUGCCCACUUGUUUAUCAACAACAGGCCUCUGAAGCAUGUCUCAUACAAAAUAAAUAGAUAUGUACAUAUUGUCUUUUAUCAAACAGACUGAGAUAAGACAUAGAAUGUCACUGGAGCUUAAGGGUUAAUUAUUUAAUUAAAAUAAUAAUUAUAAAAUAAUAAGUAAAAAAAUAUUUUAAUUAUUUAAAAUGCAAACAAGAUAAUGAUGAAAAAAAGGUCAUAGUAGUAUUCUCAUAGAACAUGUGUCAUGUCAUACUAUCGUGCAAAAAAUAAAUUUAAAAAAUUGAUUUACAUUGAUAAUUCGACAUUUAGCAUGCCCAGCAAUGACAAACCUCUUCAUUACAUGUUUUCAUUGUUUCUGUAAAACUAAUACUAUAAUAAUAAUAAUAAUUAAAUACUAUAAUAAUAAUUAUGAUUUUAUUUAAACCAUAUUCUGGAUGAGUCAACAUAUGCUUAAUAAUCCAAACAGGUCAGUAAUUUACCUAUACAGGAAAACUGAGCAAUCAGCAAGUUUUAGCAGACAGUUUUAAUUAUGUGUAGAAGAUAUUGGUGGCAACAAGUUAGCAUGUAUAAGAAUUGUCACACUAAAUAUUCCACAGGAGAGAAAAAGCCAUAAACUAUACAGGCACUGUCACUCUUGGGUGCCAUUGAAAGCAAGUUAAGGAGGAGUGGGGGGCAUUUGCCACAUUUUGUCCUACGCUGCUGACACCUAUGAAAACACAACUUGCUUCUUUAAUGGUCCAUAUUUAUUCUUAUUUAUUACUGAAAAUGAAAUCUCAUGCUUUUUAAUAAAUUAGUUCCAUUACAGAAACAAUAAUUGCUUUGUUUCUGCAACUAGACUCUAAGCAGGAGAGACGUGCAAAAAGGAUAGGGGAGGGUGUGUGGAAAAGAUGAUACACCUCGUCGGGAGGCAAAGGCAAGGUAGAGAGAAAGUGAUAGUGUUGGAGGAAGGGACAAUUUAAAGGGACACUCUUAGCACAAUAACUAGAACAGCUUAUUGUAGCAGUUACGGUAAAGUCCUAGUGAAACCAUUUUUGGGAUGAAAAAACGUGGCUCUCCCCAAUCAAAAUCCAGUCUCUGUGCAGCUGCCAAGACAAUAUAUAUAAUCCCACUUCUAUAUUCUCUGUACAAAUCGUUACAGACUGGUUAGAUAUAUUGGCUGUCAUUGAUGCUUAGUGGGUUCAUUACUGGAACAAUUAAUUACACCUAUUGUUAUCACAAUAUGGAGCGGUAUAAAUUCAAAUGCUGUCGCAGAAUGGUUUAGAAUUUUGUGAAAAUCUCUUUAUUUAAAAAUUUUACAUUCAAAUGAACCCUCAUUGCUCCUACGCGUUUGCUCAUUCUCUGAGCAAAGCUAAAGAUGGUUUACAAAAUUUGCAUUCAUGUCCCCUGUACUUCCAGGUAAAGUGUAAACACAAUGAUUUGUUUCAAGAUUUGCUUGAUGUCGUCAUGGCAUUCAUAAUUACAUUUAAGUGUGCAUUCACUUAUUAUUGAUUCUAGUCGUUAAUUAUAAAGAUAAUACAUUAAGCUCUACCCUUUAUUACAAAAUGACAGUGAAGGUCAUGUAGGAAAGAGAACAAUAUUUAGGGAAUAGUAAUAUUCCAGAGGGUUUGCAUAUAUAGAAACAAUAUACAUUUUAUAUUUGCACUUUUAACAAAUACUGUCAUUGUGACUGUGGCAGUAAAUGUCGAUGGGAAAAAAAUAAAGAAUUAAUUUUUGCACCUCUUUCUUAAGCAUUAUGAACAUCAAAACUCUGAACAAAAAAAACAAACAAAACAUUAAAACCGCACAAGAAAACAAUGGCGCAGCGAGGUAUUAUUUGGCAGAAAGACAUACUUAAAUAGAUGCAAAUUGCAAAAUACAUCACAAUAGACAUAUUAAAAGCAACUGCAACACGUUUAAGCCUAUUAUUAACCCUAUAUUUUUACAUUGUGCUACUGAAAUUGGCAACAAAUAUAUAGCUUAAAUAAUAUAGUUAUUUAAGUGUGCACUGUAUGUCUAUAAAGCAAGCGCAAUUAAAAUAAAAUUAAAAUAAAUGUAUCGUACUGAAUUCCAAUCUAAUGUACAUAAUGUUAUCUGAAAUCAUAUUGAUACAAAUGUAGUGAUGUUUUCAAAGUGAGAUCCAUCUUCGUCAGGAUUGCAUUUCAAAUACCAAUCAAUAUUUGGCUGAUGGGUACAUAAAACCAAUACAAUCAGCUUCACUUUGUCAUGUACCCUGGGACCUGAGGAGGGCAUUGCAAGUGACACCUAUAACAGGCAGGUCUGCCCACUUACUAAAACAACCAUACAGGGAGCGCUGCUGGAGCAGUCUCUGCAUGGUCCGCAGCAGAACGCGAGAGCAUUGAAUGAUGUGCUCGCGUUAUGCUUCCCGGGGACUGGGGACACCAGGGAUUUAAAUUGGGAUGGCAUGACAGGAUCCUGAAAGCAGCACUGUCCCAGGAUUGUUGGGUGGCAUGUGAGAUAAAACUUAAAGGAUCACUAUAGGGUCAGGAAGACAAACAUGUAUUCCUGACCCUAUAGUGUUAACACCACCAUCUAGCCCCCCUGAGCCCCUCAUGCCUCCAUAAAUAUAGCAAAAUCUUACUGUAUUCAAGCCAGAAGCUGUAGAUCUGCAUGCUGUUAGAUUCAGAAAAACAAGCUGUCUGCUGACAUCAUCAGAAGUGGUAGCCUGAUCCAAUCACAAUGCUCCCCUAUAGGAUUGGCUAAGACAGACAAGGAGGCAGAUCAAGGCAGAGCCAGCAUGAUUCAAACACAGCCCUGGCCAAUCAGCAUCUCCUCAUAGAGAUGAAUUGAAUCAAUGAAUCUCUAUGAGGAAAUUUCAGUGUCUGCAUGCAGAGGGAGGAGACACUGGAUUUUUGGAUGGAUUUUAGGCAGCCAUGACCCAGGGAGGAUCUCUAACAGCCAUCUGAGGAGUGGCCAGUGAAGUUAUCACUAGGCUGUAAUGUAAACACUGCAUUUUCCCUGAAAAGACAGUGUUUACAGCAAGAAGCCUGAAGGUAAUGAUUCUACUCACCAGAACAAAUUCAAUAAGCUGUAGUUGUUCUGGUGACUAUAGUGUCCCUUUAAAAUUUGUGCGUUCCUCUCCCCCACAGCCAUACCCCAUUCCCCCCUUCUCUCUCCCCCACUUCACUGCUUUUUUUUCAUCUUCCCUUUUGCCAUAAUCUAUACAUACCCUUAACACAUUUAAUCUCCAAAUUCUUUAGUCUUCCAUUCCACCCCCCUUUUGCCACUUUUGCCUUAUUCAUAAUCAUUUUGUCAUAUUCCCUAAUUUGUUCACCUAUUGUCAAAUUUCCCCAAUUCAUGUCCUCUUCCUCUCCAGUCCUGCUGAGGUUCCCCAUGGAAUUAAGAGAGAGUUAAAUGUGGUGAGUUUGUUACUUUAAAGUGCAUUUUCCACGUUUGUGAUACAGGAAGCAGGUCUGCAAUGUGAGGUCCUAUCCCAUCACCUGCUUCCUGUUUGAUAUGCAUCUGUCCAGGGAUGGCAGGGUGGAGUUUGCGCUACCUAGUGCAUGCCAGGUCUUCCAACACUAGACACCAGGAAAAUAGAGACUAUUGUGGCCCAUCUCCUUUUCGCAUAACACUGAGAAGCAGUUUGGAAAAAAAUACAAUGAAUUAUAUAGGCAUAUGCUUGUUUCACUAGCCCAAGAAGGAGUUUAAGCACUUAAGCAUCUGUGGCAUCUCAUUACAGAUCUAUUUAAAUUGUGAUAUCGGGUCUGAGCAAGUUAUUGGGGUAGUGACAUAGUUACAAAGCUGAAAAGAGACUUGCAUCCACCAAAAUGGCAGUGAGAUAGAUCCUUGGAUCAAACAGCUAUUACCCCACUAAUUAGAACAUUAUAUCCCUGUAUGUUAUGUUUUUGGAAGUAUUUAUCCAAUUGCUGUUUUAACAUCUGAUUGGACUCUGAUCAAACCACUUCUUCAGGCAGAAAAUUCCAUACCUUAACUGUAAAAAAAAUAAAAAAACCUUUUCUUUGCCUUAGAUAAAAUCUCCUUUCUUCCAACCUAAAUGCGUGACCUCAUUUCCUAUAUAUAGCCCUGUUUAUGAAUAGAUUUCCACACAAUAAUUUGUAUUGGCCCUGGAUAUAUUUGUAUAAUGUUAUAAUAUCCCUUCUGAGAUGAUGAUUUUCUAAAAUAAAGAGGUUUAAAUGUGUUAACCUUUCUUCAUAGCUGAUAUGGUCCAUUCCUAUUAUUAAUUUUGUACUUUUUGGACUUUUUCUAGUGCCAUAAUAUCCUUCUUUAGAUCAGGUGCCCAAAAUUGCACAGCAUAUUCAAGAUGUGGUGUAACCAGUGAUUUAUAAAGAGGCAAAUGAAAGAAUGAAUGCCCUUUUUUAUGCAUGACAAUACCUUACUGGCCUUAGCCACUGGUGAUUGACAUUGUACACCGUUGCAUAGUUUGUUGUCUAUAACAAUUCCCAAGUCCUUUUCGUGUGUUGUUAUCUCUAAUUUGCUUCCAUUAAGGGUAAACGUUGCUUGUGCAUUCUUUACGCCAAAGUGCAUAACUUUGCAUUUUUCCACAUUAAACUUAAUCUGCCAUUUGAGUGCCCAGUCCCCCAGUCUAUCUAAAUCCCUCUGCAGCAAAGUAAAGUAAUAAUACAAAAUCCAAAUAGAUCACAUCCACUGCAACAACCUGAUCUAUACUUCUACUUACUUAGUUAUUAUUUAUAAAGUGUCAACCUACUUCUUAGUAAUUCACUAAACAAUAAUGACAUCACAUGUUUUGUGUAUAGGAAGAGGUGAUGAGGACACAGUACAUAUAAAUUGCAUAACCUAGUUACAGGGUUUAUAGUAUUUGUAGAAAAGAAGGAGAAAUUGUGUUAGAGCCAACAACAAAAAAGGGGGUGAGGGGUUAUCAGACAGAUAUAGAGAUAGGAAUAAAAUGGUUAUCCAAUAUGCUUCCCUAAAGAAUUUGAGAAUUUAUUUAAGAUUUGUUUAAAGGACAGCACACUAAGAGAAGGUCUAAUGGGAAGAAAUAUUUCCUAAUAACUUAGUAGUCCUAGAGGCAUAUUGUAAAUGAAAGUGGAGUGCAGGGGUGGAAUCCACAAACACAAGCCAUUGGCAGAGCUAGGAACCAAGAUAGACUGUACUUUACUAAGAAUAAAGCAGUCAUGGAAGGCACAAUCGGUAACAAGGAUUUACAUUUAUAAUCUCAAAUGCAGAAUAAGAAUACACAAAGUAUUAGUGAACUACGUGGGGGAAAAGGUGAGGAGAUAAACUAGGUACCUGCUUUUGUAAUGGACUGUAAGGUGGAAAUCUGGCCAUGUAUAAGACUGAAGAAGAGUAGGGUGCAAAGAAAUAAAUGGAAAAAUCUGAAUGUAAAGAGUUGUAGUUAUGUUUUGUAGUAGAAAAAGGGAAAUAUGAGCUAUAUUUUAGAGUAAAAACAGCAACAGAACAUGGAAAUUGACUGGAUGUUAGGACUGAAUGACAAGUCAGAACCAAACAACUGGCAAUGUUUUGGUGGACUAAGAAUCGGGAAGUCAUCCAAUCAGAUGGAAAAGUUAGUUUGUGAUGUAAUCAAAGAAGCAAAAUGUUCUUUCUUUCUGAAUAAAUGGAUUAACAUUGCUAACAAUAUUCUUCCUAUUCUUACUACUUUCUAUCUCUCACACGGACUUGGGCACACCUUACCAGAAUUGAUCCCUUUGCUUUCUUUUUUUCCCUCCUGUUAUGUUCCCCUUUUCUAAAUGUUAUUGAUUAAAAAAAAAAAACUAAAAAAGAAUAUUUAAAAAAAAAAGUAGCAGGAUAAUAGAUUGAGGGAUUAUCUAAUAUCUUGGUGUCCUCAAUAUAGACUUUAUUAGAUUGCCAAGAGAACACGGUGACCAAAUAGGUGGACCAAACAGAGCUUUUAGGAACCCCAACUGGAAGAGGUAGCGUGGAGGAAAACCAGUAACACAAGAGAGAAGUGUCCAAGUUAUAAAUAGUGAGAUUAGGGGUGGUAUCCCCUUUGCUGCCAUAAUUUCCAAAGUAAAUUCACUGUGCACUUGAAUCUGAUUGAAAACGAAAGCAUUCUUCAUGUAAGCUCUGUGAGUAACAGCCAGGUGAGGUGUGGCUACAGCUGCAUGAAACAAAACAAAAAAGGAAAAUUUGCUUCAUACUUACCGUAAUUUUCUUUUCCUGAUAAUUUAUUCAUGGCAGCAUUUACUCAUGGGUUAGCUCCUCCCCUCAUAGCAGAAAGGACAGGAAACAGAACUCUGAAACUGGUAUAAAUAGAUCCUCCCCCUACCCAUCAGGCAGUCUUUGUUAUCUAGCUUCACAACUUUUAUAGUAUAUGGGUCGGAAUGUAAUUCUGCCAUGAAUAAAUUAUCAGGAAAGGAAAAUUACGGUAAGUAUGAAGCAAAUUUUCCUUUUUCCUGACCAUUAUUCAUGGCAGCAUUUACUCAUGGGUAAUACCCAAGCUGAAUAUAUAGAGGGAGGGACAGAGUUCAAAAACAGCCAAUAGCUAUAAAACCAUUAUUGGGCUGCAUAAACCUUAGAAGACUUUAAAAAAUGCCAAACCAGUAAUCAAUAGGAUAUUGUUAUAAAAUCUGUUCAGACAAGGUAAUUUACCAUAGCGGCUGCAAGGUCUGCAACCUCCUGGCAUUCAAAUGACUGAAAUAUCCUGAAAUGGCCAGAUAGGAAUUAAGGCCAUGACAGCCAAGCCUAGAGAAGGUACAAGGCUAGACAAACUCUCAUAAGCAAUAAGGAACCCAUCUUGUGAUGGAUUAAAAAAUUAAAUGUUCUUUUCUGAUAUAAAUUAAAACCAAUGGAUGACAUCAUCAAAUCAGAACCUUGAUAAAGGCUUGAUAAAGACAUAACUUCCAGAUACCAGUAUACUGGAACAAGCAGAUAAUAUUGGAUGAGAACAGUCACACCAUGCUAUUAAACAUGGGGAGAAUUACACUGAGAAUCCUACUACUUUCUGGAUGUAUUUUACUUACCUGUAGAUACAGGAAACAAAUCAAUAUUUGCCUGUCAGAAAGAGGCAGAGCACAAUAAUGACUAUAUAUUGCCAAACCAGACUCACAACAAUACCUCACACUGUGGAUGAAUUGAUACAGCAAUGAUCAGUCACAGGAGAGGUAUAAACCUAGGCAAAGGCAAGAAGAAUCAUAUACAGAUUAGAUGAAGACAAAAAUAAAUAUCGGUAUGAACCGUAGAAAUUGUGGCAACUAUUAAAUUAUAAGCAGGCCAACCACGUCAGUACCUACAUUCAAAUAUAAACAUAUUGUAAAUAGUACAGAUUAUGCUAAACCGUACUGUCAAAUUUAUUAGAGACUGAUGUGCAGUAUAAUAGGAGAUAUGGAAUAGGCAGGAUACUGAUGAGAAGGUGGUAACCAGAGGCAAAUUAUACAUUGUGGCAAUAGACACAUAAUAAGCAGGAUAGUAGGAGAUAUUCUGUUAUCCUUAGGAGAACAAACAACCGCAUACUUACUCUUACCUUAUCUUCAGAUAGAGAAGAAGUACUAUCGCAGAGCCUAUGGUGAUAAUAAUCAGUUUGUUUUAUCUGCAGGAUAUCAACACCGAUCCAAGCAUAUAAUCCACAGGUAUUACCUCCAUGCAAUGUUAAAUUGCUUAUCCUGAAACACCUGAGGGAGAAGGAAUCUAAUACAAAGCCAAAAGCAGUAUGUUUCCUUAUCUACUUCAUUUAAAAAAAAUGAAAUACAAAUUUCACAGUAGGUAAUAGUUACUUACCCGGUGCAACAGGGCAUUUGUUUUUGCUAGAAUGGGCUGUAUUACAUUUCAGCGUAAAACCCAGACCUUAGAUCAUUUGUAUUAUUAAAUCAACCAAGGCCGUGUAUAAACCAGCAUACAGAAUAUAUGAAUCACAUACAUUGUGGAUGUUUCUAACAGCACCUUAUGCACAGAUAUAUCAGUUACAUUUACUGUGUCUGUUCAAACAAUAAAUCAUACAUAACCUGCAUCUGCUAUAGGGUGGCACUAUGCUUGUACACAUAUUAAGUUUACAUGAGGGAGAAAUAGGUUAGACUCCUGAUUGCUGAAGUAGGUACCCAGGCUGGCGACUCUUACAGAUGUGCCGUUUGCUGGGUCUUCAGGGAUAAGAGGCUGAACCCUGGCCUGGCUUCAUGUAGGCAGUAUAUCACAUACAUCCCCUGAGGGGGUACCCAAGCUGGCCUGUUGCUGGGUCUUCAGGGAUAAGAGGCUAAACCCUGGCAUGCAGUGGACCAUUUUCAUCCCCAGAGGGAGAGGUUGGGUCUGACCCCCGGUCACUAAAGGGGGUACCCAGGCUGGCUACCUUACAAUAGUGCUUUGCUGGGUCUUCAGGGCUUAGAGGCUGAACCCCGGCAAGGCUACAAAAAUACUGCCUGGUGAGCAUAAAAGAAAAAAUCUAGGCCUGCAUAAACAGACUCCUUCCAAACUGCUGUGAAGGACAGGAAAAAAAGACUGCCUGAUGGGAAGGGGGAGGAUCUAUUUAUACCAGUUUCAGAGUUCUGUUUCCUGUCCUUUCUGCUGUGAGGGGAGGAGCUAACCCAUGAGUAAAUGCUGCCAUGAAUAAUGGUCAGGAAAGUGAUUUAACUCCUAAAUUGCAGAGAAUUGAAUCUGCAGGGACAUGAUCUAUGUACCAACACCGUUUUUUUAAUCUAAAGUUGUUUUCAUGCUUAGAGUCUUUCUUCGACAUUCAAACUCACAUUUAGGCUGAUGAUUUUAGAUUCAUUUAACUUUUACUGUGGUUCUGUAUUUAUUUUUAUUUCUGAUACGAAUUAUUUAUUUAUAAACUAUUUUACCAGGAAACACAAUAUAUACAAAAUUUAACAUAGAACAGGUAGGAAAUAUAUAAUCAACCAAUACAGGCGCAUUCUGUUUUGAGGUAUGUAGUGAGGGAUCUCUUAAAGGACUUUAGGCUUGGGGAAGAUUUGAAAGUGUGCGAGAGGUUGUUCCGUAAUUGCGGUGCUCUGUAGGAAAAGGAGGAUCGGGCUGCUUUCUUUUUGUAUUGAGGUAGACUAAAUAAAGUGCUGGUACUGGAUCAGAGGUUAUAGGAUGUUGGGGAGAGCAUUCUGCUCAGGUAGGGUGGGAGUUUCCCAGAAAAGCUCUUAAACACAACGCUGGAAAAAUGUAGGGUACGUCUGGAUUCCAGCGACACCCAGUUUAGUUCUUGUAGCAUGUCACAUGGUAGGUUACAUUGUAAUUACAUUGUAGCACAAAUCGGCAGAACGAGUUAUACAAUGUAUUGAGUUUAUUAAGGUGGGUUUGCGGUGCAGGUGCAUAUACUACAUCCCCAUAAUCAAUGAUUGGCAUCAGCAUAUUUAUUGUGUGUAAGGGUUGUGAGCAGUUUUUCUAUUAGAGUUAUUGAAUUCACAGCACAUUUUUUACUUGAUUUUUUUGUACUUUGUAUUUUAUCAGAAUAUUUAACUUGAUUAUUUUUAAGUGGAAGAGAUAAAUUGGGGAAGUAGCCCCGUUCUGUUCUCUGGUGCUCUUCCUUUUGUGACCAAAUUAUUAUUAUUUUAGUAAACUGUCCUCUAAUACCAGGCCUAUAAUUGUUAUGUUGUAUCUGUUGUUUCUGUCCCAUUCUGUCAGACUGUGUGCAACACAUGUGAAAUAACAUAUAGCUUGAAUAAUAAGUUAUUAUUAACAUCUGAAUAACUUAUUUAUCUUAAAUUCAUUUAUUGAACUUAUUUUUGAGUGGAAGAGGUGAAUUGGGGAAGAAGCCCCGUUCUGGCACUAUGUUCUCUGUUGCUCUUCCUUGAGUGACCAAAUUAUUAUUAUUUUUUAUUUUAAUUUAUUUCUUCACUUAGAAAACAACAGGCUCUCCGUUUCAAAGAUGUAACUUUAAUUUAUGCCAACAUAUAUAGAGAUCUGCCAUCAUACCCUCCAGCCUCCCAUUAACAUUAAACAUGGUCGUGUUCUUUUUGCCUUUACUAAUGUCCGCAGUUUAUAUUAAAACAGUCCCCCUCCAAUAAAGGCAGUUCCCAUAACGCAGGUGUUGCCUUGCCCUUUAGAUGAUCCUUGGCAAGCUUGGUGAAUAUCUUUUCAUUAUGCCAUGUUCACAUUCACUUACCUUACUGUGAAUAGGCAUUUUUUAUCAAACAAUGCGUAAGUCCUAAGUCUCAACAAGUGAAAUCCAACCUUCAAAAUGUAUUCACUGUUAGCGUAUUAAGAAACACAAAUAUGUUGGCCUCAAGCCUGGGUAUCAUUCAUUCUUUUCACAAAGCUCUACUCAGUCAAUUGGUUUUAAAUUACUUGCCAGUCUUUGUGUAUCAAUUUCCUUUUUUCGAGUUCUUUUGCCUUUGAUUGCUGAAAAUUAUUUUAUCAAAAAUAAAUAGCAAGACUAAAGGGUUUAAUAUAUAUAUAUAUAUAUGUACUGUACAUAUAUAUAAAUAAGUAUUGGGGGGGGCUAUGGGACGUAAAUGCCCUACCAUGUGAUAAAAUGUACAGUAUUCACUAUAGUCACAGAGAAAUCCCAGGCUUCUGUGUUGACGGACUGCAUAAAUCAUUUCUGACAUAAAAGCAGGCACUUCAAGCACAUUCCAGGUAAGAACACAACACAAGUCAUUUUGGUUUUAGCCUCAUUUUCAUGCCGUAUUAAUAUCCACAUUAUUUAGAUUUUUUUUUUAAAUAUAUAACUUUGUAGCUUUCUGCAGUGUAACUCCACCCAGUUAGCCAAUACUGCUCUUUUCACAAAGUAACUUCCUUAUUAGAUGUACUCAGCUCAGCCAUUGAGAGGCAAGUAAGAGCUGAGUUAAUGACAUUACUCCACCCCACAUUCAAUAAUGUUGCUUUUAUUAUCUGCCUCUUUUCUCUUAGCAUGGUUUUGAUAUACUAUACAAGAUAAGAGUACAGUGAUUGGUUGUGAGUGAAGUCAGCCCCUAAAUCUCUCAUUGGCUGAGCUGUACUAUUUAAAUUCCAACCAGUAAAACAUUUUGUGGUAAUGGAUGGCAUAGCUUAGGGGGCUUUAGCUCUGUUUCCUAUUCUCUAUCUCCACUUUUCUUUAUUCUGUUUACAUACUUUGUAUCCAACUCCCCCCAUUCCCUCUGAUCAUCCAUCCUUCCCUACUAGCCCCCCUUCUUUCUCAACACCAUAACCAAAGCACUGGGUAAUGGCAUCGCCAGGAUUUAGUAUCACUCACUUCAGUGUUAUGCUUCCAAGAUCUGCAAAACAUUUAUAUUUUUUCAGCAGGAGGAGAUUUGAACAGGGAGAAAAACACUGCAUUGAUAUUAGCCAAAAUCUAUCAAAUGUACUUAAAGGGACACUAUAGUCACCAAAACAACUUUGACUUAAUGAAGCUGUUGUUGUGUAUAGAUCAUGCCUCUUAAGUCUCACUGCUCAAUUACCUGCCAUUUAGGAGUUCAAUAACGUGUGUUUCUGUUUAUGCAGCCCUAGUCCCAACUUCCCUGGCUGUGACUCACACAGCCUGCAUGAAAAUAAUGGUUUCACGUUCAAUCAGAUGUAGCUUACUUAAAAAAAAUAUUUUAUCUCCUGCUCUCUAAAUUGAACUUUAAUCACAUUCAGUAGGCUCCUGCAGGGUCUAGCACGUUAUUAACAGAGCAGGAGAUAAGAAAUUCUAAAUUAAAUAGAAUUUGAAACAAAGGAAGUAUAAACAUUAGAUGACUUCAGAGGAAGCAUUAAGGAAGUCUGUGUAAGUCACAUGCAUGGAGGUGGGACUAGAGCUAUGUAAACAAAAUGAUUUAACUCCUAAACGACAUAAAAUUGAGCUAUGAGACUGCAGGGGCAUGAUAUAUACACCAAAACUGCUUCAUUAAGCUCAAGUUGUUUUGGUGUCUAUAGUGUUGGGAAUACAAAUGUAUAGUGUCCUGCUAAUGCUAUAGGCCAUACCCCUACCAUUUCAAAUGUAAACAUUUUAGUUGACUUACUAAUUAUAACCUAUGCAACUAAAAUUUAUUUUAGAACAAGAACAAUGUACUUUAUUGAAGAUCAAGAAGACCCAUUAAGGCUGAUAACAUUACAGAGAGAUCGUAUCCAAAUGAGUUUAAAGGAUACUGUUGUGCUAGGAGGGGGGAGGCAGGUAGAGCGGUAGUGCCAUGAAUAUUAUUCCUGGCACUACCGCUCUACCUGCCUCCCCCUCCCUUAUGCUCCUCCUCCCAAUUAAAUAAAGGGUUAAAAACCCUGUAUUUACUUACCUUUUCGCGGCGCCAAUGUCCCUUGAUGCUGAGUUGAUGUGCUGCCCCCUCUGACGUCCCGCGAUGAGCGGUGUCUAAUGCACAUGUGUAGCAAAUGCUGUGUGCACAUUAGACCUCCCCAUAGGAAGGCAUUGAAUUAAUGCUUUCCUUGGGGGGGAAAUAUGACACUGGAGGUCCUCAUGUAGAGCAUGAGGACGUCCAGCGUCAGAUAACAAACAAAAGGUUCUUUUCAAUUCCCUCUAGUCGCUGUCCGGUAGACUGCUACUGAGGGGAGAGUUAGAACUGCAAUGUAUAUAUUGCAGUUUCUAUGGAACUGUAAUGUUUUACAUUGCAGCACAAAGUGUAAAAGGGACCGUGCACCCAGACCACUUCAAUGAGGUGAAGUUGUCUGGGUGCUUACUAUGUCCCUUUUAUUUAUUUACACAAACAGGCAAAGGAAUCUGCUUACUAUUGCAAAAAUCCAUAAAAUACACAGUAUUAAAUGUCACCUUGGUUUCUGUUUCCAUUUUCACCGUGGGUUUCCAUUUUCACCGUGGGUUUUGGAAGUCAUCUCCAUCAUGGGACAUGUUAGGAUUUUUUUUAAUUUUUUUUAUAAUGGGAAGAUAUAGAGAAAGAAGAAGAUCUAUAGUAAAACUAUGCACCUUCUCCUCAACAGAAACGAAAAUGAUAGAAAAAUCUGAGUAACGCGGGUUCAAUGAAAUGUUGAAGAGGGACAGAAAACGGGUUAAACAGAUUGUGAAGAAGAUUGUGAAGCCUGUUAAAGAAGGCUCUGGUGUUGUUUAAAGCGACAUUGUAGACACCCAGACAACUUUAGCUCAUUGAAGUGGUCAGGGUGCAAUGUCCCAUGUCUCUUAACCCUACAGUGGUAAUUAUUGCAGUUUCUGAGGGACUUCCUAGAGGGACUUCCUGAAUUGAAACAGACCUUUGGUCUGUUAUCUGAUGCUGGACAUCCAGCGUCAGAUUUUUGCCUAUAGGAAAAUCCUAAUGGGAGCGCGGCCAUUGUCGUGCAGGCGCGUUAGGUCUUAGGAGGAGCAUGGGCGAAGCCUGACCCAACACCAAGGGACAUCAGGGCUGGAUUUAAGUAAGUGACUGAAGGGGUUUAACCCCUACAGCAUUGCGGGUGGGGGGCAGGAGGAGGAGGGAGUGAGGCAGGGGGCACUGUAGGACUCUAUAGUGCCAGGAAAACGGCUUUGUUUUCCUGGCACUAUAGAAUCCGGUUAAACACACCCGAUAUCUUAAUGCCAGUAUUUGACUUUGCAGUUUACACUAUAAAAGCAUUACUAUAAAAAAAAAUUAAUUUUUUACUGACUGCAGAUUAAAAUCCGAUAAUUUUUAUACCUUCUCGUCCCUUCGGCUGCCGGCACUGAAACAAUGGGCUCUCUGUGCACAGAUCAAGCUGACAGUAUGAGGAGGGAGCAUGCAUGUUUUAUAUGACCUGGACCUUCUUGCCUAUCUUCCUGCAGCUACGUCCAUACUCUGUCAGUUUCCUAGCUGGAUUUGUACAUAUAACCGCAGAGCUAUAGGAGCAGUAGUUGACCCGCCGGCCAUACAUUGGCUGACAUUGUCAGCUGACCUCUUUCAGCCCAUAAAUGCAAGUCUGCGGAUAGGAACAUUACACUUCUGGCAGCAAAGUAACUAACCUUCGUAUGUGCAGCGUUCCAAAGCGAAACACUGAACAUACAGACUCCAGGCACCAUGACCACUUUAAAUCAAUGAAGUGGUUAUGGUGCUUCGAGCAACCCUUGAAUGAGCAGAAUUCUGCAGAACGUUUAGCGGUUUUUUUUUUUUUGCAAAAACAAUGCAUAAUGGAGUAUGUAAAAAUACAGCAUAUUCUUUAGGUCGAAAGCUUUAAAAUGAAUCGAGUUAUAUUGAUGCUCGGAGUGUCCAGUGUUUAUCUAUUCUAUUUAGAUCUUGUUCCAGUGUAUUAAAAAUAAAUCAAACAACGUGAAAUCAUCUAUUCCUGAUAUUUACGUUUUCUUAUUAGUGUGUGCUUUCCUUCUGACGCAGGCAUCAGGUGUUCGAGUUGAUGAUUCUGUUAUCCAGCUAUUUCAAGAAAUGAAGCUCAUGAGAUCUGGGAAAAAAGCUGUGUUUUUUGGAUUCAGUAAAGAUGAGAAAUUCAUCAUUGUGGAGAAAGGGAAGGAAAUUCUUUCACGAGACUGCAACGGGGACUUCUUCUCACGAUUAAAAUCAAUGUUUCCGGAGACCAAGUGCAGCUACGCUUUACUGGACAUAGAUUACAUAACUGGUGAAUCAAAGAAGCAGGACCUCAUUUUUGUAUUAUGGUAAGUUAAAAACUACCAUCCAUGUUACAGUAUGAAAAAAAAUUAACGAAUGAAUAUUUACUGAAUCAAAAUGUAAUUGAUACAGGUUUUAUUUUAACUUUUAUGUAGAGAAGUCAUAUAAAUGAGCCUCCAAUUGUAUUUUAUUUUAAAAAUUGACAUAUUUUAUAUAUAUAAAAAAUAUAUAUUUACUUAUUUAUUUUUUAAUUCAAUUUAGGUAUUUACUAAAGGCAAUUUCAGGGCAAACUCAGAAUGUAAUUCCAAAUGUACAAAUGCAAUUCAGAACAGUUAUUUUUCUGAUAAGAAGAAGAAAUUGAAUCAAUGUUGACCUUAAAUUUGGGCAUUCAGAGGCAGAUCAUUUAAAGAGAAACUUUGACUUCAUAGAAUUUUUUAUAUUAUGUUUGCUCAUCCCCUAUUUUACCAAAUAUAUUUGUGAGCUAUAAAAAAUAAAACCAAAUGUAGAAAUUCACACAUCUUUACCCUGCCACUGCGCGCCUCCAUCUUAGCUCCCUGUCAGUCAUCGCUAUUAGCUCUGACCUCUGCACCCAGCAGUGACCAUAGACAAAGUAUACAGAGAAUAGAGAAAUUAAACAAUGUGUACAUUGGCUGUGCCUGGACUGAACUCAUUUGCUUAAUCUUUAAUCGAAUAUAAGGGGGGGGGGGGGAAUGGACCAUAUCAAGAAAAACAGAGUUACUGGUGUUUUUAAAUGUUUUAUUCAGUGGUGCUACUCGAGUGAUUGAGUUACAACAAAUAAAAAAGUUUAAAAAAAGAGCCCACACUGUAUCCCAUAAUAACCAUGAUGUUAUCAAACUCCCCUACUUCAUGUGUCAAAGGUGAAGGGUAUAAAAUGUGCACAAUAGCCCAUAUAAAGGCCAAAGGCUUAGGUUGCAGAUAAUUCCUUAUGCCUUAUUCAAAUCGAGGUCUACAGCACAGCUAGACUGCUAUUAGAACAUAUUUUUAGCUAUAUAUCCCAGAGGAAGCUCCAAAUUUGUAUAGAGCCAUCCAUUUCUAGUUACAUAGUUACAUAGCUGAAAAGAGACUUGCGUCCAUCAAGUUCAGCCUUCCUCACAUUUGUUUUUUGCUGUUGAUCCAAAAGAAGGCAAAAAAACCCAGUUUGAAGCACAAUUUUGCAACAAGCUAGGAAAAAAAUUCCUUCUUGACCCCAGAAUGGCAGUCAGAUUUAUCCUUGAUCAAGCAGUUAUUACUCCUAGCACAGUGAUUAUAUCCUUGAAUAUCUCUGGUUCUUGCAAGUAUGCAUCUAGUAGCCGUUUGAACAUCUGUAUGGACUCUGAUAAAACCACUUCUUCAGGCAGAGAAUUCCACAUCCUGAUUGUUCUUACAGUAAAAACCUUUCCUUUGCCUUAGACGAAAUCUUUCUUUCUUCCCAGUCUAAACGAUGGCCUCGCAUGUAAAGUCCAGUUUGUGAAUAGAUUUCCACAAUAUGUGGCUUGUAUUAAAUAUAUUUGUAUAAUGUUAUCAUAUCCUCUGGUAUUUAAUUCUUAAACUAAAUAGGUUUUAAAUUUGUUAACCUUUCUUCAUAGCUGAUAUGUUCCAUUCCUUUAUUAAUUUUGUAGCCCGCCUCUGCACUUUUUCUAGUGCCAUAAUAUCCUUCUUUAGAACAGGUGCCCAAAAUUGCACAGCAUAUUCAAUAUGGGGUCUUACCAGUGAUUUAUAAAGAGGCAAAAUGAUAUUCUCGUCCCGAGAAUGAAUGCCCUUUUUCAUGCAUGACAAUACCUUACUGGCCUUGGCCACUGCUGAUUGACAUUGCACAUUGUUACAUAGUUUGUUGUCUAUAACAAUUCCCAAGUCCUUUUCAUGUGUUGUUAUCCCUAAUUCGCUUCCAUUAAGGGUAUACGUUGCUUUUGUAUUCUUUACGCCGAAGUGCAUAACUUUGCAUUUUUCAACAUUAAAUUUCAUCUGCCAUUUGAGUGCCCAGUCCUCAGUCUAUCUAAAUCCCUCUCAGCAAAGUAAUAUCUUGCUCACAUUGUAUUGUUUACAAAGUUUGGUGUCAUCUGCAAAACACUGAAACAUGACUUUCAAUGCGGUCUUCAAGAUCAUUUAUAAAAAUGUUAAAUAGAAGGGGUCCCAGAACAGACCCCUGAGGGACACCACUUGCCACCUCUGUCCAGCUUGAAAAUUUACCGUUAAUGACAACUCUUUGUACUCUGUUUUUAAGCCAAUGUUCUACCCAAGAACAAGCAUUUUCAUCUAGACCGAUUUCCUUGAGUUUGAACACUAAUCUAUUGUGUGGAACUGUAUCAAAUGCCUUGGCAAAAUCCAAAUAGAUCACAUCCACGGCAACACCCUGAUCUAUACUUCUACUUACUUCUUCGUAGAACGCAAUCAAGUUAGUUUGACAUGACCUGUGCUUCAUAAAACCAUGCUGAUUUUUGCUGAUAACCAUGUUCUUCUCAAGGAAUUCUUGAAUAUUAUCCCUUAAUAACCUUUCAAAUAUUUUACCAGCCACAGAAGUUAAGCUCACAGGUCUAUAAUUUCCAGGCAAGGAUUUUGAACCCUUUUUGAAUAUAGGAACCACAUCUGCCUUCCUCCAAUCCUCCGGAACACUUCCUGAAAGAAAAGAAUCUUGAAAGAUUAAAAACAGAGGUUCACUUAUUUCUGCACUUAGUUCCUUAAGUACACGUGGAUGGAUACCGUCAGGCCCUGGAGCUUUGUUUAUAUUAACUUUCUUUAGUUGCUGCAGCACCUUGUCUUGAGUUAACCAAUUACAAUUAUUCUGCAAGUUUUUAGUAGCAAUCAUUUGCACAUCUAUUGCCAUGGGUUCUUCCUUAAUAUAUACGGAGGAGAAAAAGUUAUUUAAAAUUCCUGCCUUUUCCUGGUCUUCAUUAAUUAACACCCCCGUUUCAGUUUUUAGUGUACCUACACUUUCAUUUUGUUUUUUUUUAGAAUUUAUGUACUUAAAAAAUGCUUUGGGGUUGGUUUUGCUCUCUUCAGCUAUCAUUAUUUCAUUUUGAAGUUUAGCAAGUCUAAUUGCCUUUUUGCACGCAUUAUUUGCAUCCUUAUAUCUUUUAUAAGAUGCAUCUGAUUUGUCCGAUUUAAAUGCUUUAAAUGCCCUUCUCUUAGUUGUAAUCUCUUGUUUUACUUCUCUACUAAGCCAUGUUGGUUUUAAUUUGUUUCUUUUAUAUUUAUUUCCCAAUGGUACAUACUGAGAAAUGUACCUUUGUAAUAUUUGUUGGAAGAUGAUCCAUUUAUCCUCAGUGUUCUUUUCACUAAAGAGUUUAUGCCAGUCAAUAUAUUGUAAAGCUUCCCUUAACUUAUUGAAAUUGGCCUUUUUAAAAUUAUAUGUUUUAGUAUUCCCCAUGUGCUUUUGUUUUUUUGAGUUUAUUUCAAAGGACACUAUAUUGUGAUCACUAUUUCCCAAGUGCUCACCUACUUGAAUGUUGGUCAAAAGAUCAACGUUGUUUGUUAAAACCAGGUCCAGACAAGCAUCCAUUCUAGUUGGUGCUUGUACAAGUUGUGACAUGAAGGUGUCAUUUAACAAGUUUAAAAACCUAAUUCCCUUUGCUGAGGCACUAGUCCCUCUGUCCCAAUUUAUAUCCGGGUAAUUAAAAUCUCCAAUAAUUAAAGUGUUACCCAGAUUUGCAGCUUUCUCAAUUUGCUCAAACAGCUGUUGUUCCUCGUCAAUAUUAACAUUAGGUGGUUUAUAACAUAUCCCAACCAAUAGUUGGUUUCCCUUCUUUUCCCCCAAGCAGAUAUUUACCCAUAAAGCUUCCACAUUAUCCUCCUCGCAUUCCAUUUGCUUAACAUUUGGCUUUAAAUCAUGUUUGACAUACAAACAUACCCCACCACCCUUCUUGUUUUUCCUAUCCUUCCUAAAUAACAUGUACCCAUUUAAGUUAGCUGCCCAGUCAUGUGUCUCAUCCCACCAUGUUUCAGUUAUGCCUAUUAUAUCAUAUUGUUUAGUGUAUGCUAAUGCCUCUAGUUCCCCCAUUUUGUUAUUUAGGCUCCUUGCAUUAGUAAGCAUACAUUUAAUAUUAUGCGCCACUUGUAUAUUUUGUGAAUUUUCACCAUUACACAGCUUCUCUGUUCUGAGCUUGCCCCUCCCCCCGUUUCCACCCCCCUUAUACUGUGCUAAAGCCCAUCUCCUUUCUGUCCUAUCUCCAUUUUGUAGAUUGCUAUGACCCUCCCCCCCUACUACUAGUUUAAAAUCUCCUCAAACCUUCUAGCCAUCCUAUCCCCCAGCACUGCAGACCCUCUCCCGCUUAGGUGCAAUCCAUCACCACUAUAAAGGUUGUACCCAAUCGCAAAGUCGGCCCAGUGCUCUAAAAACCCAAAACCCUCCUUCCUGCACCAAGACUUAAGCCACGCAUUGACCUCUCUAAUCUCCCGCUGCCUUUCCACUGUAGCACGUGGCACAGGUAAUAUCUCAGAGAAUACCACCUUGGAGGUCCUUUUCUUAAGUUUGCUACCUAAUUCCCUGAAAUCAUUCUUUAGGACCUUCCAUCUUCCUCUUACUUUGUCAUUGGUACCAACAUGGACCAUGACCGCUGGGUCAUCCCCAGCCCCUCCCAAUAAUCCAUCCACUCUGUCAGCAACAUGCCGGACCCGAGCACCCGGGAGACAGCAAACUGUCCGGUUGAGCCGAUCAGAGCGGCAGAUUGCCCUAUCUGCUCUCCUAAUGAUAGAGUCCCCUACCACCACAACCUGUCUUGCCUUCCUUACAUUUUGAUCCCCACCCGUACUAGGGGGGCUGUUAGCUCGGCUGUUAGAAGUAACAGCUUCCUCUAAUACAGCUACUCCUGAGCUGAUGCUCCCAACAUCUUCCCUCAAACGGGCAAAUCUGCUAGGUUGCACCAAAUCAGGACUAGCUAGCCCUUUCCUCUUCCCUCCCCCCCUGCUUCCUCGCCCCACUGUCACCCAGCUACAUGCCUGUUCCCCAUCUGUCUUAUCUCCUCCCUCUCCACUACCUGUCCCCACUAAACUCUGCUCAGUGAGCAGUAGACUCCUCUCAAGAUUGUCAAUCUCCCUCAAUGUUGCGAUUUGCUUCUCGAGAUCUCCAAUCUGAGCUUCCAGAGAAGCCACUCGCACACAACCAUCACAGAGGUAUGGACCCUGGACGGGUACAUCCAGGCAUCUAUACAUGCAACAAGAUGUGCAUUGAGUUAAACCAGCAAUCAUGCUAACACUCAUUUCCCCUUUAAACAGUAAAUAAAAACAAUUACCUUGAUAGUUUAAACCCCCUGCUUGUUUGAACUCCUGGUUUUCUAACUCCUACUUGAAAGAGUCUACUUAAUAGAGGCUGCUUUCAAAUAAUGUGUUCUCGUUGUGUUCUCGUUAAGACUGUUUUAUGUAGUAUUAGCAGCAGUUACUAUUUUAAGGGACAGAAUAAAAGUAUUACAAUUCAGGUUAUGGUACAAGGAGGUCACCUGUUCCUGUCGGUCUGCGUUUUGUGUCAUUUAACUGAAGUGUUUUAUCGUACACUCCAUGGCUGUGUAUAUGUUGUAUGGAGUCUUUCCACAGAGUGGACAAUGAAUAAUUUGUGGCUGAGGAAGCCCUUUUUGCAAGAUUACAUUUAUGAUUUCGUUUAUGGAUAAACAUGAAUGGAGCUAUCUCUAAGGUGAAAUAUAAUGGUAAUGUCGGGAUUGUAAGACUUUCAACUACUUGCUUUGUAUUCCUAAAUUUCAAAUACAGCUUUGUAUUCCUAAAUUUACAGUGUUUCUUUAACCCUGCAAUGUAAACAUUGCAGUUUAUAGACAUACACAUUUAUAUAUAGUUCAGCUAGAUAUUUUCAAGAUAAUACAUGCUGUGAUUUAGAAAGAUGCAAUAAAACCAGCCUUGAAUUGAUGUAACAGGUAUGGACAGGCAGGUGAACAAUUAUGACUUUGAAAACACCCAGCUAAUCUUUAAUUCCCCAAGGAAUCAGUAGGCCCCCAUGGGCCAUGCCCAGGUAAAUGCAGCUAUCUCCCAUGGCCAUACAGAACACAGUCAGGCAUGGUUUAGCAGUGUUUAGAAUUAUUCUUUUAACAACUGCCUCAUGUGACACAGUAACAGUCACACUUCUUAUAAUGCAAAAACUCUCAGGGAUUUUAUCAGCUCUUUUCUAAUUGUGUCACAAUCAAAUAAUUAAACUACUCAUAGUGCUUGAGGGAUUUUAUUUAUUAAUCUCCACUGCCCUUGAGAAAAAAUGGCCGUAAAUGAGUCUGUUUACAAAUCGUUGACUAGAUCUAAAUGAUCUCCCAUGGUUUCUUUCCUCGUAACAUACGGAGAACCACCUUGGAUAUUUACAAAGAUAAAUUCAGGCUAAUCCAAAUGUGACUUACCCGUUUACAAUAGAACGUGGCAUUAAGCCAGGUGUAAUGGCAGAUCUGUUGAAAGCUUCUCUGAGCAGCCGGUCACAGGGGAAAAAAAUGAAACUUGAGUUCUCACAGACUAAUUCUACACGAGUUCACUAAAGUUAUAUUACAUUGUCCAAGUUUCAGCUGCCCAGCAUAGUUCUCAGAGUUUGGUGAAAAUUAAUUUAAGCUUCUUGUAACCAGAGGAAUUUAUAAUACAAAAACCAUUAUUUUGUACAAGAAAAAAAUAUUGUUGUAUGUUUAGAUAAAAAUAAAAGUCUUGUCUAUUAAAGAAAGUAGUCCUUGUUGUGCCUGACAAUAUCAUUUGAUUGUGUUGUAAUUUAAAAAUGUUUUAAUUCUUUAAUUUUUGUUAUAAUGCAUUUGAAGUGCAUGGGUGCUUGUGAAGGUCUCAAGCAGUGCAAUCAGGUGGUGCUCUUAAUGGUGUCUUUAUAGUAGGCCAUAUCAGACGCAAUAUUCUUGCGUAGAUCUGCCAACAUCCACUGGCACUGUAAACAGGUCUCCGGAUUUAGAAGGUUUGGAUUUAUGCUCCAGGAGGAGGUUGAAUGAUGCCCCCUCGCCAGCAUUGAUAAACAAUUUCUCAGAUGAAUAAGAAGAUAGUUGGUCUGCCAGCUCCAUCUUGUCCCAUUCAGUCUUUUGCAAGCCCCGCAACUGAUCUCCUAUAUCCUUGCUGGUAGGGACUUUAUUGGCUCUUGAUUUAUUUUUGUUUUUUGGCCCAUUAUUCUCACCUAUAUUGAUUGCAAGAUGUGUUAUAGAUUUAGAGCCCAGAUUCCACCAUAAAACUUUGUUUUCCUGGGGGGCGUGGCUUGACGGCUCACCAAGACGGUCGCAUGAGCGGUUAGCUCCGUGCGACACCAACCCUGCACAGCGAAUAGAGAAGCAGUGGGUAACCUAAACCCCACACAGACAGUCAUCGAUGCCCGUGACCACCAUGGCAUCUAAAUCAGCUAAGAAGCUGAAGCAUAAACAGCCCGCGUUGCUGGUUUCGGCGCUGACACUGCCACGAGCACAGGCCCAAGAUGGCGCCGACACGCCACACUCGCCAUCCGCGUACUCGGACCGCAGCGACCUCACCUGCAUAUCGGAACCAGCGGAGACACCUGCAACCGACCUCUCCAUCCACAAAAUGUUGCAAGCUCUGCAAACAUCCCUUCAGGCCGACAUGAUGAAAAUGUCGCGCGACAUCAAAACGGAAAUCCAAGCGCUUGGAGACAGGACAGCGCACCUCGAGGACAAGACAGAUGAGGUUAUCUCUGCCCACAACACCCUGGCAGAUGCCUACACCGAAUUGAGAGACAAACUGGACUACCUCGCGGGUAAGGUCGCGGAUCAUGAGGACAGGGAUAGGCGCAGUAAUAUACGCCUCCGCGGCAUCCCUGAAGAGGUUCUCCCACAAGACCUUCAAACCUAUGCUGUACGCCUCUUCCAGGCCUUGGUUCCUGGCCUGACACAACAAGAAUGCCUCAUCGACCGCAUACAUCGCUUACCGAAGCCUAAAUCUCUCCCAGCCUCAAUCCCGAGGGACACCAUAGCGAAGCUCCAUUACUACACCAGCAAAGACAAAGUAAUGAGGGCUGCAAGGACCUCCAAGGCUAUACCGGAAGAAUUUGCAAGCGUCCACCUUUUCACCGACCUUUCUGCUGCAACCCUGCUGAAGCGAAAAGAGCUGGCCUGCAUCACCAAAUCUUUGAGGGACGCCAAUGUCCCCUACAGAUGGGGAUUCCCAACCCGCAUAACCAUCCGCCGCAAUGGCGUUGACCGCCAUAUCACCUCGACAGACGAAGGACUUACGCUCCUGAAAGAAUGGGGCAUCACCCCAUCGCAACCUCCCCAGCAGAAUGCCCAGAUGAAGCCGCAAAGAUCACGGUCACCGAGAAAGAUCCCGACAGAUUGGAACGUGAUGUCUACAGAUAAGUGAAACGAACUGACACUCUGUUUUCUAACAUAGCGGGGCACACUAGCCUAACACACUCACCCAUCAGGGUCAUGGACUAUAUAUUUUUUUUUUUUUCCCUCUCUUGGGCUCAACGCCACGCUUAGUACUGUUUUUCCACCUUGCCUAUGCCGCACAUACACUUAUUAGGUGAUCGGCCGCUGAGGCUGAGCCUUGCUGCCAUGCCCGGGCCUUAGACCUGGGCCCGGCCAUGGCAGUGACGCACCGGUUAUAGCACAAACAGUUCUCUAUACAAUCUCUAUGUCCCGUUGAAGUUUAAUGUCUGCUGUAUUGUUUGUAUACAUAAUGCUCCGCCCCCACUCCCGCAAGACGCACUUGCCUGACACUGACACCGCUACAAUGGCGGACGCACUGUCAUUAUACAUCAACAUGAGCCUGGCAUUGCCUCACUAGCCUCCUCUGUGGCACGCGCACGGUAGGUGGUGGCCAGGCAAUCUCAGUAGGUGGCACCUCAGACAAGCAAUUGGGCAUCAUGCUCUAACGUUGUAGGAUACUGUCCACAUGCUACCACACCCACCAUCCUCAUUGGGCACUGUGUUGGCUAAGGGCACGGAAACGAUGAGAUCGCCCUCUACUGUCCCACCCGGACUCAAUACUACCCUCUCAACUAAGCUGGGAUCCCCCAAGGGUAUAACAUGGUGAACGGAAUUGAGGUUACCCCUCUUUACUUAGCUCAUCAGGGUGGUAAGACCUGUCAACUCCCACCACCCCCCUAGGCUCAACCGAGCCCUCUCAACACCGCCUAUGCCCCAGGGCGCUCCAACCGGCGUUUUUUUGUAUAUAGUUCUCUAUUAUCACCUGUUUCAACAUUCGAUAUGUUUCUGUUUUCCCCCCUCCCACCCUCUUCUCCCCAAACAACGUAUACACGUUAUCAGGAAAGCACAACGACCAUAUAACGUGUUAAUAACAAGCUCUGUUGACAUUUUGGGGGGCAUGGUUCCCUCGCCACAUCUGCAAACGCACACUACCCAAGCAGGACACCCUAACACGAGCGCCAAACCCCUUCAACUGGUGGACCUAGUCCCACCACUGAGUGACACAGCAACCGCUCCCCUCCCACCAUGACACUCAAGAUUCUAUCCCUGAACACGAAAGGCCUCAACUCGCCACACAAGCGUAGACUGGCACUUGAAGAAGCAAAAAAACACAAAGCCCAAAUCGCCUUCUACCAAGAGACCCAUUUCAAAUGGGGCGCACGUCCCAAAUUCUGCUCCAAUGCAUUCCCUCAUGAUUUUCACUCCUGCUACAAAAAAAAGAAGCGGGGAGUGUCCAUCUUGAUAGGGAAAGGAGUAGCUUUCUCAUUACUUAAGAAAACAGGAGACAAGCAUGGGAGAUAUUUGCUACUCCAAUGCUAUAUAAACAAUGAACCGUACACGCUUAUCAACAUUUAUGGCCCACACACUAAUCAGACGGAAUUCACAGACAAAAUUUUCGCCCUAGCGAGUGCACAUAGAUUUGGAACUUUGGUUAUUGGUGGGGACACUAAUUUCCUCCUUGAUAGCUCUCUAGACUCCACAUCUACCGCUAGGCUGACCAACACAUCCGCACGUAAAUCGCACAAAAUCUCGUCGUUGCUCUGCAACCAGAUUCUCCAGCACAACCUUUUAGACCCUUGGAGAGUCCUCCACCCGCUAGAGCGGGAUUAUACCUUUCACUCUUUAGCCCACAAUACAUACACUAGAAUCGACAGGUUCUUAAUUCCGACAACGUUGAUGCAGGCAGUUCAGACAGCAGAUAUAGGUCUUGUAACUUGGUCAGACCAUGCCCCAAUAACCCUAACCUUACGGGAAGCCUGCUCCGCUGUGGGCAAAGGAACAUGGAGGCUGAAUGACUCCCUGUUGAGGGACCCUAAAAUUGUAGACCAACUCAGAGUAGACCUCACCGACUACUUCAAAAUGAACCUAACCCCCGACGUAGACGUGACUACUGUCUGGCUGGCACACAAGGUGGUGAUAAGGGGUCUUCUGAUUAGACCGGGUAGCCACGCUAAAAAGCAAAGACUCAAAGACUACUCGACCUAAUUGCCCGGAUAACUGAUCUUACACAUAAAAAUAAAACACACCCCACGCAAAUACUGUGUCAAGAGCUGUCCGUUCUACAUACCAAAAUUGGUACCCUGGAGCAAGCCAAAACCACUCACAUACUCCAACGUUAUAAAAAUAAUUUCUUCUCACAAGGGAACAGGGCGGGUGCUCUAUUAGCCGCAAGACUUAAAACACGCACGGCCCACUCCAGAAUAGCAUAUAUCGUCACGGCUACAAAACAGAAACUCACAAACCCUCAAAACAUAGUUGACGCAUUUGCAGAGUACUAUAGCAAACUCUAUAACCUUAGAGAAGACCCCAAGAUCACACCACCAUCCACGCAAGACAUUCUUAAUUUUCUAGCACAAUCUGACUUACCCAAACUAUCCCAAGAAGACAUAUCUUCCCUCACCGCACCGUUUACCACUCAAGAGGUAGAUGCUACAAUCAAGCAGCUUCCUAAACACAAAGCACCAGGCCCAGAUGGCUACACCAACUCCUACUACCAGACCUUUGCCCCCAUCCUAUCGCCACACAUAUCUGCACUCUUCAACCAAUGCUACUCACAAGGGGCCCUACCCUCCGAAAUGUUAAAAGCCCAUAUCUCCACCCUCCCAAAACCAGGCAAACCUCAAACACAGUGCCAAAAUUUUAGACCCAUAUCUCUACUGAACGUAGACGUUAAACUAUAUGCUAAACUUCUAGCCAACCGGUUGUCUACUAUCCUCCCUACAUUAAUACACAAUGAUCAGUCAGGCUUUGUCAAAACGAGACAGGGCUCGGAUAACACAAGGAAGAUCUUAAACAUCCUAUCCCACACACAUAGCGCUGGGGGAAAGGGCCUUCUCUUAGCGCUAGAUGCGGAGAAAGCCUUUGACAGGCUCAAUUGGGACUACAUGCAACAGGUCUUAAGGGCAUUUGGCUUCACAACGCCCAUGAUCUUGGGCAUUAUGGCGUUGUACAACACCCCAACGGCUCAGGUUUCCAACGCUGGCUUUCUCUCCACCCCAUUCAAAAUAACCAACGGCACACGCCAGGGGUGUCCUUUGUCCCCAUUAUUAUUUGUCCUUUCCCUAGAGCCGCUAGCGCAGAUAAUCAGACGCCAACCCGAAAUUAAGGGCAUGGUGGUGGGCAAAUCCGAGUACAAACUGUCCAUGUUUGCGGACGACAUUCUCUUAACAUUGAGUGACGUGUCCUCGUCCCUACCCGCUUUGAUGCUGCUCCUAAAACGCUAUGGCGACCUGACAUACUAUAAACUAAACCAAAAUAAAACCCAAGCUCUACCCAUAGGCCUUACUAAAGACUCAGUGCAGGGCCUCAAAACUAUACACGACUUUGACUGGAGGUCUGACCACAUCACCUACCUUGGGGUCAAAAUCGCGUCCACAACUGAACUAUACCAAUACAACUAUAAACCACUCCUCAACCUAUGCAAAUCUGAGUGUCUAAGGUGGAAACCAGUCAAGCUAUCGUGGCUAGGCAGAAUCAACACAGUAAAAAUGGUCCUCCUUCCUAAACUGCUGUACGUUUUCCGUCUCCUACACCUACAGGCUCCACCAAUGUUUUUUAAAUCACUCCAAAAAGUGCUGUCCUCUUACAUAUGGGACGCCCAUAGACCCAGAAUUUCCCAACGCCUCCUCCAGAACCACCAGACGGAUGGGGGAGUAGGCCUACCAGAUAUAUACACAUAUUAUAAAGCUGCCGUCUUAGAAGCGGCAGUAAAAAUACACACCUCAAAAGGGGUCUACCAAUGGGUAGACAUGGAAAUUGAUCAACUCAAUAGCACAUCCCUAGUAAAUAUGUUCUGGACACCUAAACCACUACGCCCCAAAAACAUAACACUCCUCCCAACCACUACGCUAACACUACACCACUGGGACAUGUUACGCCAGAAACAAACUGCACCUCACAAAUACCACCCACGUUCCCCGCUGACAGCCCUGAAAGCGUUAUCACCCUGGCUCUCACUGAACUCAUGGGCUAAACUGGGAAUAACCACACUCGAUCAAGUCCUCCAGCUGAACCGCAUCAAACCCUUUCCAGACUUACAAAGGGAAUUUCACCUACCUAACUCCUCAGUGUUUCAAUACAUGCAGCUCAAGAGCAUUCUACCCACUCAUGUCUCCCACACAGCUACAGUACACAAUCCAGAUCCACGGGAUCUGGAGACUUUAUAUGACAGGUGCUGGAGAGCCCCAACCAAACCCAAAUCCCUUGCCGCUUGCUACAAAGUCCUUCUACGAACCUCACCACCUCCACCCCCCAUAUUUGUGACACAAUGGCUAAAGGAAUACACAACGAUCUCCAGCAGGGAAAUACUAGCGUCUCUUAAUGCACUCAAAGGACUAACGCAAUGUUACUCCCACUUCGAAGCGCAUAAAAAACUGGUGUAUAGGUGGUACCUAACUCCCCAACGGCUUCAUCAAAUGUAUAAAACGGUUCCCCCAUACUGCUGGAGAUGUGGGACGGAAAGUGGAACGAUGACACACAUUUGGUGGUCAUGUCCACGCAUCCGCCCGCUGUGGCAAGAGGCGCAAACUAUACUGCGAACCAUAGGCAUCACAACACCACCCCUAGAUAUACACACAGGUAUAUUUCUGACAUGCCCCAACCUCUAAACAAAAAAGGUUAAAGUUAUAAUGGCAGUGAGAAAUCUAAUCGCAAAUCACUGGAAGCUACCACGCUGCCCCUCUAAGACUCUCCUAGUGGCCAAAAUCCACCAAUACUAUACCCACGAGUGUUUAUCCACCCAAACAGCGGCACUUAAAGUGCGCCUCCUAGCAACUUGGGCCCCGUGGGUAGAGUAUUGGGAGGGGCAACCCACGAACCCUUCCUCCUCACCCCACCAGUGCAGCCUUCUGAAAAACCCAACACCUACAGACUCGGAUUCGAACUAAGGUGACAAGCAAUGGUACGUGCACAUUGCACCCCAAGUAUUCUGUAUUCUGUAUUCAGCAUUCUAUGUUUUGCAUAGCACAGCAUGUACUAAAGAGUGACUUCACGCUUUACUUUAUGACGAGAUGUAUCAUUGUUAAUCCUGACAACCCCUCCUCUCUUCUUUCUGUACCCCACCCCAUCCCUCUGAAAAAAUGUCAAUAAAAACCUUAAAUAUGAAAAAAAAAACUUUGUUUUCCUUGAAUUAAACUCAGAGCUUGGAGGAGUGCUUCCUCGCUGUUCCCCAGUGUUGGAAUUUUAAUUGACAUUCCAAUGUAGUCUGUAUGAGGUUCUCCAUAAAGAUUCCAACUUUAUAAAAAAACAUACAAAUAGCAGGUCUGUUUUAAAGAGGGUACAUAUGUCUUCUUAGAAGUGGCAAGGAAGUUGCAAAAGACAUAGAUUUAUUUAUUUUAAAGGACCACUAUAGGCACCCAGACCACUGCAGCUCAAUGAAGUGGUCUGGGUGCCAGGUCCCUCUAGUUUUAACCCUGCAGCUGAGCUAUGUUUCACUGAGGGUUAAUCCAGCCUCUAGUGGCGGUCUCACUGACAGCCGCUAGAGGCGCUUCCGCAAUUCUCAACUGUGAAAAUCACAGUGAGAAGACGCUGACGUCCAUAGGAAAGCAUUAAAUAAUGCUUUCCUAUGGGCGGUUUCAAUGCGCGCAUGGCUCUUGCUGCACAUGUGCAUUCUGAGUUGACGUUGGCAGGGGGAGGAGAGGUCACCAGUGCCGAGGGAGCCUGGCGCUGAAGAAAGUUAAGUGGCUGAAGGGGUUUUAACCCCUUCAGCCCAUCGGGAAGGGGGCCUUGAGGGUGGGGGGACCUAAUGACCCCAUAGUACCAGGAAAACAAGUUUGUUUUCCUGACACUAUAGUGGUCCUUUAAUCUUUCCAGAUGCACUCAGCACACUUCGUUGAUCAAGACGGCAGCCUUGGUUUAAAUCUAAAAUAAAACCCAUACAUUUUGUAGCAUAUUUUAUUAGGAAGGGGACUGGAUGUCUUUACAGGUGAUGGGCAUAUUUGAAUAUUUUGUUUUUAGGAAAUAACAUAUUAUGGACCUUAUUUAUAUAUGAUAGUUAAUAUUUCUUUCAAAUAUUCAUUUUUGUUUUCCAGGGCCCCUGAAGAUGCACCCAUUAAAGAAAAGAUGCUCUUCGCUAGCUCAAAACCAUACAUGAAGCAAGUCCUUUCAGGUAUGUUACAGAUGGUUCUAGGUUCUGCAAUAGCCUAAUACUGCAAACACCUGCUUUAUAUUGUUGUGUAUAUUCAAAUGUAUGUAAAACAAUGAAGGUCCGAUCAGGGCUGGUGCUACCAGAGGGUAACCCAGGCUUUCAGUGCUACCUUAUACCAUUUAAAGAGCAAUGAAUAUGCAAUGUGAGCAGGACGUCAUCAUGGCUGUGUAAGGGAGAGAGCAAUGAGCAUUCAGACAGUCUGUAGACAGUAAGUAUAGAGUUUCUCUAUACUGUAUGAUAUAAUAAAAAAAUUUAAAAAAUCUACUGGUGAUUUCUUUGUAAGGUCAUGGACCUUAAAGGACCAUUCCGAGCACUGUAACAAUUUAAUCUUCAUAAAGUUGUAAUGGUAUCUUACCUUAAGGGAUAAUACCAAUCACAAACGGUUUUACCCCAAAUUGCUGUUGAUGGCACCUGUUCUCCUGGUCCUUCAGACUUCUUCUUUAGCCCCGACAUUCUUAGCCUACCACUGGCUUUCCGUUGAUAAAACAAGCUUUAGAACGGAACAUAUUUUUCUGGAAGGUUCUGCAGUAGGAAACCUUAACUGCGAUCUCAUCACAAAACUCAACAUCUUAAUUAUGCAACACGAACCAGGGAGAUAAGCCAAAGGCAAUUUGGAACCAAGUGCUGUGGGCUGAUGAAUGAAGAUAAAACUGAGUCAGCUGACUACAAUUCCCAAAGGCAUGUUUGGAGAAACAAGAGAACCAUUUGAAGAAAAGAACACCUUGUUACCGGUUUAGUACGGGAGUGGAUUUUAUUAUGCUUUCAAGCUGUGUAGCUUCCAGGAGCAGAUUAAAUAUUCUAAUGGUAAAGAGAAAAAUGUAUUAUACUAAAUAUGAAUAAAUCGCGGAAGCUAAUCUCUCACAGUCAAUAAAUACAUUGAAACUGAAAAGUUUCUUGGUUGAUCUCAAGAAUCCAAUGCGAGAGAGGCAGGAUAAGAAUUUUUCUAAACUAUAAAUAGUAUGUAAGCAGAGUGUCAAAAAAAUUGUAAAGCAAGAACAAAAAGAUUGUUAGGUGGCUACAAAAGACCUCUGGAGGUUGUGAUCUUUAGCCAAAGGCGGUGUCACUAAUCAACAGGGUACCCAACUUACUCAUAUGUCAUGUUUAUGGUUUAAUUAUUUUCAGUAACAUAAAUUCAGCUAAUAAUUUGUAACUGUUAUGAUAUGAUUACAUGAUAUGAGGUGUGCAGAGAUAAACUUACAAUGAAGAUACGUUGCCUGCAUACAAGAUGGUAAAAAAUAAUGGACUGAAAAUAGGGAGCUACCAAAUCACACUAAAAGUCUUGGCGAGAAAGACCUUGAAAAUAAAUAUGGGGAAGAAAUUAGGGUAUAUGGCAUAAGAAGGGAGAUCAUGUGUUGUGUUUGGAGAUAUAGAUUGAAAAGGGAGCAUGGAGAGAGGUCAUAAGAUGUUUGUAUGAAGAGAGGGCUGCAGAGAUUGCAUGAAAGGAGAAAUGAUCAGAAGGUUGAGCAAUGGCAACUGAAAAAAAGCCAACAUGAAGAACGGCAAGGAACAGGCAGAGAUAUACAAGGUGUACAAUUGAAGAACAGUGGCAGGAAGAGUAGUUGAACGAGAGUAAGAAAGAAGGGAGUGUGCAGAAAAAAAUGAGAAAUUAAUUGUAGGCUUGGGGAGACAGCAGGCAACAUGGCAAUGAUCAGGGGACUCCUUCCCAACAUCUGCAAAGAUUAUUCCAUCACAAACUACAAGGAACUGUGACAUCUGAUGUCAGCUAUAAUUUACAUGGGUGUAAAAAGGGGAAAAGCACACCACCCACCCCAAUGGCCAUGAUGACCACUCUCCUCACCGUUAACCUCCGCAGCCCCUCAAAGCACACCCGGAAGCUGCGCGACCCAGGGGUACCAAAUUUUUUACAUAUAUUUUGUGUUUUCGUGAAUCAAGGCUGACAAUUUAUCUCCAUUGUUUCCCUAAUUUUUCCCAUUACCUCUGGCAAGGCAGAAGGAGAUGUUUUGUUUUAUUCUUUUAAGUGUGGAAAUGUGUACAUGAGGUAUUUAUCUUUGUUAUUCUGUAAAAUUUUGAAGUUGACUGGAGACACCGAUUUUUUAGGAAUCUUGCAGCAAAACAAACAUUCUGCAUAAGGAAAUCAGUUAAUCAAUGCAGCAUUGUGAGAGUUAAAGCGCAAGCUGUGCCGCUGAUUAACAGAUUUCAAAGUUCCAUGUGCAUUGCCACAUUUCUGCUCAGUUCUGGAACGUGUAGCUUAGUUAUCAGCUUUCUCCUAAGGAAACGUGUUCACUGAUCUACAACUCCCAAAUACCUUUGCUGUGUCUCCUGAUGACAAGUACUAUUGGACACUAUGAAUUAAGAGGAAGGGACAGAAAAGGAGCCUUAGAAAGAUACAGACAGUAAGGAAGGUGGUACCGAGGACAACAGUUGAAGGCUAAAGUCUUCUCGGUUUACAUGUGAUUACACCUACUGUGUUUCGUACUACCAAAUUCUAGCCAGAAAGUCAGUACGGAUCUCAGAAUACCAUGAAUCUCCUCUGUAAACAAGAAUAAUUAAUGCUGCAAAUAAUUUCUGGGUUGUAUCAUAAGACUUCAGAUUCAUUAUUAUAGCUGGAGCCAUGUUCUAUUAUUAAAAUGUUUGUAAAUUACUCUGUCCUUUAUAAAAACCCUGAUUUUUUUGUCCCCCCAGGAGUCAAUAAGCAAUGGGAAAUUCACAGUCAAGAUGAUCUGACCAUUGAUCAACUGGCCCAGAAACUCUGCACUGGCAAAAUUAAAUCAUUGGAAGGACAUCUCAUAUAGCUAAACCGUGCCACCAAAAAACAAACUUAAAUACAGAACAGUGAUGGCUCACCCUCACCUUAGAUGCUCGUAAACUACAUUUUCCGAGCUGAGGAUCAUGGGAAAUGUAGUUUACAAACACCUCGGGCAAUAAGUUUAGCCAUCAGUGAAAACAAAAAACACAGUCUGCCAAUGCAGUGUGUAUAGAAUGACAGUUUAAAUCAUUUCAUUUGACUGAAGUAUCUAGAGAUUUUUUAUAUAUUUUCACUAUUAAAUCGGUUUUAGGUUGCCUACAUUGGCAAUAUUUUUUAUUUAAAAGAUUCAUAUACCUUCUAGAAUAUGGACACUUCUUUAUUUAUGACUGGCUUUAGCAGAUCAAUGCUGGAACUGAACGGAAUUAAAUGCCAAUUAGGGUAUAAACAUGUAUAGUAAUAAAAUGCACUAAAAUUGCAAUAUUUUGUGAUGUGUCCAUGGAGUCAUAAAUAGACACAAUGGCCUUGAUUUAAUAUUUUUGGAUAAACGUUUUAAAUUAUUUAUCUACAAUAGUCACCAUUAAAGUAGAUGGGGAUUUUCAUAGAUAAAUCAUUUUCAUAGAUAAAUCAUUUGAAAGGUUUAUCCAAAAAUAUUAAAUUGAGAGCUAUAUCAGAGAUAUAAUAGAUAGUACCGCUGACCCACUCAGUGUAACAUAUGGUAAAAAGAUGCAGCUUGGAGGUUCCACCAAGUUCUCACCCUGUAAGAGGUAUAACAAAAUAUAAAGAUUCUAUUCAUUUCACAAGCAGUGCAGUUCUUGAACCCCAAGGUCCAUACUACCAGUGAUAGCAAUACUAGAAGUCUUGAAUGUUGAUUAUCUCGCUAUAUAAAUUUCUCCAUCUUUGAAAGACAAAAGGUAACAGUGACUUUCAUUAACUUCUGUCAAAUUGCAUAAACAUAUUGCAUAUCUUCAGGAUUUUCAAUUAAAACAAAUUAAGCAAUUACAA